Molecule: messenger RNA, 2735 nt
Organism: Condylura cristata (star-nosed mole)
Lineage: Eukaryota; Metazoa; Chordata; Mammalia; Eulipotyphla; Talpidae
Gene: LOXL2
Product: lysyl oxidase-like 2
Exons: 14
Coding region: 230-2551 (773 amino acids)
Biological process (GO): peptidyl-lysine oxidation
Cellular component (GO): membrane
Molecular function (GO): copper ion binding; protein-lysine 6-oxidase activity
Source: RefSeq, a predicted model, not a curated record
UACAGUAAAGGAGCGACUGAGCCGAGGCAUCCCAACCUUGGAGCUCGCUUUCUGCUACGGCUGGAGAAGUGGGCUCGCCGGCUCCACUCGGGCCAGGCGCGCGGAGAGGGGCCGGCCGUCGCGGAAAACCAGCGCCCCCAAGCCACUGCGGACCCCUGCUGCCAAGAACCCUGCCAGUCUCGCCUACCUGCCCAGCCCGCCUCACCAGAUCCUCCAGCAGAGGGCAGGGAUGGAGAGGCCUGGGGGCUCCCGCCUUCGCAGCUGCUUAGCUGUGCUCUCCCUCCUCCCCUCCCUGAGCCUGGCACAGUACGAGAUGUGGCCCCACUACCCCGAGUACUUCCAGCAGCCCGCACCCGAGUACCAGCGGCCCCAGGCGCCCUCAGACGUCGUCAAGAUUCAGGUGCGCCUGGCUGGGCAGAAGAGGAAGCACAGCGAGGGGCGGGUGGAGGUAUACUACAGCGGGCAGUGGGGCACCGUGUGCGACGACGACUUCUCCAUCCACGCCGCCCACGUCGUCUGCCGGGAGCUGGGCUACGUGGAGGCCAAGUCCUGGACCGCCAGCUCCUCCUAUGGCAAGGGGGAAGGACCCAUCUGGCUGGACAAUGUCCACUGCACUGGCAAAGAGGCCACGCUCGCAGCCUGCUCCUCCAAUGGCUGGGGUGUCACCGACUGCAAGCACACGGAGGAUGUGGGCGUGGUCUGCAGCGACAAAAGGAUUCCUGGGUUCAAAUUUGACAACUCACUCAUCAACCAAAUAGAGAACCUGAACAUCCAGGUAGAGGACAUUCGGAUCCGAGCCAUCCUGUCCACCUUCCGCAAGCGCACCCCGGUGACAGAGGGCUACGUGGAGGUGAAGGACGGCAAGGCCUGGAAGCAGAUCUGUGACGAGCACUGGACGGCCAAGAAUUCCCGCGUGGUCUGCGGCAUGUUUGGCUUCCCUGGGGAAAAGACCUACAACACCAAAGUGUACAAGUUGUUUGCCGCCCGGAAGAAGCAGCGCUACUGGCCGUUCUCUAUGAACUGCUCGGGCACGGAGGCCCACAUCUCCAGCUGCAAGCUGGGCCCUCAGGUGUCGCUGAACCCAGUGAAAAAUGUCACCUGUGAGAAUGGGCUGCCGGCUGUGGUGAGUUGUGUGCCUGGCCAGGUCUUCAGCCCUGAUGGACCCUCAAGAUUCCGGAAAGCCUAUAAGCCUGAGCAACCCCUGGUGCGGUUGAGAGGUGGUGCCAACUUCGGGGAGGGCCGUGUGGAGGUGCUCAAGAACGGAGAAUGGGGAACCAUCUGUGACGACAAGUGGGACCUGGUGUCUGCCAGCGUGGCCUGCAGAGAGUUGGGUUUCGGGAGUGCCAAAGAGGCCAUCACUGGCUCCCGCCUGGGGCAAGGGAUAGGACCCAUCCACCUCAACGAAAUUGAAUGCACUGGAAAUGAGAAGUCCCUCAUAGACUGCAAAUUCAAUGCCGAGUCUCAGGGCUGUAACCACGAGGAAGAUGCUGGUGUGAGGUGUAACAUCCCUAUCAUGGGCUUCCAGAGAAAGCUGCGCCUGAACGGGGGCCGGAACCCCUACGAGGGCAGGGUGGAGGUGCUGGCAGAGAGGAACGGGUCUCUCGUAUGGGGGACAGUGUGUGGUGAGAACUGGGGCAUUGUGGAGGCCAUGGUGGUCUGCCGGCAGCUGGGCCUGGGGUUCGCCAGCAAUGCAUUCCAGGAGACCUGGUACUGGCAGGGAAACAUCUACGCCAACAAAGUGGUCAUGAGCGGCGUGAAGUGCUCAGGCACGGAGCUGUCCCUGGCCCACUGCCGGCGUGACGAGGACGUGGCCUGCCCCCAGGGCGGGGUGCAGUACGGCGCUGGAGUGGCCUGCUCAGAAACUGCUCCUGACCUGGUCCUCAACGCAGAGAUCGUCCAGCAGAGCACCUACCUAGAGGACCGGCCCAUGUUCAUGCUCCAGUGUGCCAUGGAGGAGAACUGCCUCUCCGCCUCGGCCGCCCAAGCCAGCCCCACCACCGGCUACCGCAGGCUCCUCCGGUUCUCCUCCCAGAUCCACAACAACGGCCAGUCGGACUUCCGGCCCAAGAACGGUCGCCAUGCGUGGAUCUGGCAUGACUGCCACAGGCACUACCACAGCAUGGAAGUGUUCACCCACUAUGACCUGCUGAGCCUCAAUGGCACCAAGGUAGCAGAGGGCCACAAAGCCAGCUUCUGCUUGGAGGACACAGAAUGUGAAGGAGACAUCCAGAAGAGUUACGAGUGUGCCAACUUCGGGGAGCAGGGCAUCACCAUGGGCUGCUGGGACGUGUAUCGCCAUGACAUCGACUGCCAGUGGGUGGACAUCACUGAUGUGCCGCCUGGAGACUACGUGUUCCAGGUUAUCAUUAACCCCAACUAUGAGGUCGCCGAGUCCGACUACACCAACAACAUCAUGAAGUGCAGGACCCGCUAUGACGGCCACCGCAUCUGGAUGUACAACUGCCACAUAGGUGGGUCCUUCAGUGAAGAGACCGAAAAGAAGUUCGAACACUACAGUGGACUCACAAAUAACCAGCUGUCUCCGUGGUAAAGAAGUCGACACGGUCACCUGCUUCAGACCACCGAGCAAGUGCCUCCCCCAGCAAGUGCAGUCUGCCCGAUGCCACGCCGGCCCUGCCCAGCCCAGGUCUGCCCCUUCUCCACCCACGCAGCCUCACCCAAGCUCGGAGGAAGCCUGUUCUGGACAUUUCCUGGGGGUGGCUGCCUUGCAUGUG